Messenger RNA from Mesorhabditis belari, 894 nucleotides. The record is from the annotation of a GenBank genome assembly. Lineage: Eukaryota; Metazoa; Nematoda; Chromadorea; Rhabditida; Rhabditidae.
AUGGUGUUGCCGACGCUACGAGAGAGCCUGCUGGAUGCCAGCGACGAUCUUGAUGUCAUCACGAAACAGAUGCUCGAAUAUCUGUUGGAUCACGAGAAGAAAACGCACAACGAGGAAUCGAUCAGCCAUCUCGCCCAACUCUUUGAAACGAAACAGGCUGAGAUCAAGAAAUUGCUGGACAAAGUGAGUGCCUAUCAGAAACGAGCCGCCUUGAUUGAAGAACUCGAGAAAUGCGUGGAGAACAGGGACAUGAUCAUUCAAAAAGUCGAGGCCGAUCUGAAGUGCGCGGAUUCGUUAUUGAUGCACAUGAUAUUCCAAGCAAAUGAGCGGUUGAAGACGAUGAAAGCUGCAGAGGAACAACCAGUGAACACCGAACAAGUCAUUCAAAUGGCCCAUCAGAUUUCGAAGGGUUUCUCGGUGGCUUCUCCAUUGAAUUGGCAGCAGGGCGACGCAUCGAGGCCAUUCCCUACAGAAGUCGAGUUGAAGAUUGGACACUUAUCAGCGCCGAGAACUACCGGAUUGCCUCCAGUUGGACCAACUCUUGGAAUGAGGCCACAAACGACACCAACUGGCAGAGGAGCAGGACAAAGAACGGUGCCCGUUUCUCCGUUAGCUUCGGGAUAUACAACACAGCGAAGUUGGAGUCCACGAACGGCUGGGUUUGGAGAAUCACCAAGAACAAUACGAAAUGGAAUGGGGUCCGCCAUGCCAACACCGAGACCUGUUGGCACUUCACCAUUCGAUAGUCGACGAACGAGCACAAGUAGUGAUAUUCGAGUCUCGUUCACUUCUCCCCCACAGCCUACGAGAAAUAUGCUGGCACCCGUCAGCAACAUUGGGCAAAUCAGCAGUGAUUCUUCUUCAUCAUCGAGUAGCGACGAUGAAACUCGGCGU